AACAAACAACUGUCACAUCUCAACUCCUGAUUCUCGUCUGAUCAUCUCCACUGAAACAAAAGCAAGCAACUUUUUUGAUCUGUUUUCUCCGCUUCUUGAUCUGGAUUUUGAUUCUCGUUUCUCUGCUUCUUCACCAUUCAAGUGAUCGACUUCCAUUGAUUUUUGAUGGAACAAAAUCAAGAGAAGAAAUUUGUUUGCAAGUUUUGCCACAAGAGGUUUCCGUGUGGGAAGUCCUUAGGUGGUCACAUAAGGACUCAUAUGAAUAAUGAGAAUUCUGCUGUAGCAGAGGAAGGAGCAGCUGAACUCACCAUAAACAAGCUUCUCUGCAGCAGUAACGGAAGGAAUGUCAAGAGAGCUGCUGAGCCUGAAGCUGGUGCCCAAUCUGGUUAUGUCCUUCGGGAGAACCCCAAGAAAACCAAGAGGUUUACUGAUUCAGGCAACUCUUCUGUAGUCAAAGAGAUGGUUUGUAAAGAAUGUGGUAAGGGUUUCCAAUCACUGAAAGCUCUUUGUGGUCACAUGGCUUGUCACUCAGAGAAAGAUAGGGUCUUUCAGAAGUUUGAGGAUCAUUCAGGUAAUAGUGAGAAACAGAAGCUGGUAAUGGAUAGUCAGUCAGAUACUGAAACAUCAGCUCCAAGUAGGAGGAGGAGAUCCAAAAGAAUAAGGUACAAGACAAUUGGCGUUUUCUCUAAUAAUUCAGUUUCUUUGGCAAAUGGUUCUUCAUCUGCAUCAGAGAUAGAGCAAGAACAAGAAGAGGUGGCGAUGUGUUUGAUGAUGCUGUCAAGGGACUCUGGUUGUAAGAAAGGAUUGAAUUCAGUUGCCGACUCUUCAGAUAACAAUUCUGUCGUUUUGGAGGCUAAAUCAUCCUCUAUUGAUCUGAAGAUUACUAUUAAGAAUGACAUGAAAUGUGUUUCUAACGGUGGUGAGUUUUUGGAGAUGAAAAUGCCCAGAGACUGCAAGUUGAAAUCUGCUGAUUCUGGUCCUUCUUCUGAGAAUUCUGAUUCUGGGUAUUUUACGAAUGGGCCCAAGAAGGUGGAAUCAGAUGUUUCUGUCGAUGGGUUUCUCAGGAAUGUUGGAUUUAAGAAACUUAAGGUGGAGUCCGGAUCUGGAUUUGAAGACUUUGAUGCAAAAAUUGGGAAGAGUUUGAGUAAUUUCAAAUGUAUGAAAACAGAAUUUCCGAAGGAUUUGGUCAGAGAAGUAGGGGACAAUCAAGCAGAUAGAGCUUUGACUAAGUAUGAUUUAAGAAGAAGUGCCAAGAAAGAUUAUUACAGUCCUGAAUUUUUGUACAACAGUUCUCCAAAGGGAAGCAAAUACGAGUGUUUGACCUGUAACAAGACCUUCGAUUCCCACAGGGCUCUUGGAGGACACAGAGCAAGCCACACCAAGGUCAAUGACUGCAGUGAGUCGAUACAUGAGAGCGGUGAAGAUAGCUUAGCAAAUGAUUCUUUUCCAGUUCCGAUGACUGAUAGCAAAGUUACCAAGUCCUCCCAUCAUAACAAAAGCCUAAGUACUCCUCGUGGUUCAUCGGGCAAUGCUGAGAAAAGAUUGGGAUCGAAGAAAAACAAGGGACAUGAGUGCCCAUUCUGCUUCAGGGUUUUCAAGUCAGGCCAAGCUUUAGGAGGUCACAAGAGGUCCCAUUUUGUUGGAGGUUCUGAGGACAGAACAGUUGUGAUCAAGCAAGACACAGCCGAGAUGCCAGGUCUAAUUGAUCUCAACCUUCCUGCUCCUGUUGAGGAAGAUGCGAUGGGGAAUGCUGGGUUCAUGCCAUGGUAGAUUGGAAGCACCACAAGCAUGAUUCUUGCUAAAUGAAUGAAAAUUUUUGGGCAUAGGUUCAUCAUGAUGCAAGAGAUUUUUUAAGAGUGUACAGACAAGUAAAUUUAUUUUCUAUUUUCUGUUUUCCCUUGGCCUCAGAUUCAAGUUGACCUUUGCUAAGGUAAAUGUUUCCCCAUCUGCUGCUUUUGAACCGUGAAGGGUAGGUUCUCUUGCAUUUAAAAGUUGUUUCUUUUUUAUUCAUCUAUAUGUUCUUGGAUUUUAUUUUCAUUCUUACAACAAUUUUCAAUUCUUUGUCUAUCUAGAGUACACCAUUUUCCUUGUUAAAAGGUGCUUUCCAGCUCUGCCUUACUUCAAAUCUGUCAAAUAGCUCCUUCUGGGAAGCAAACUCAAAGGGCCAGCCGUGGCUUCUGUUUUUGAACUUACAUGAUAAAAACUUUUCACUUUAAAUCUUUUGAUAUAGGCAAUCAUAGUUUGUCCUUGAUACAACCCAAUCUCACUGUUGAAGUGUAGUUUUAAAAGAAUCAAGGACCACCUGCUUUAUGGGGAAACAUUAAAAAUAAAGUGUCAUUCUCCUGGAGUGGAAGAGAAGUUUCCUCUCAAAAUUUUACAUGCCCAAGAACUGUACACUCACAUUCAAUUACUCCACACACCCAUAUUUAUAUCUGUAAGACAAUCCAUUAUGUACAGUUAAAUUUGCUUUUGUUUGUUCCCAACUCUCUUUGGAACACACUCUUUAAUGCUUUUCUUUCUUUACAACAGAGGAAAGGAGGGGAAGAAAAAGGUUCUCCACCCACAUUUCACAUUUUGCUCAAAGGCCUUGUUUAUCACAUUGUUCUUCUCCCAUAGAAUAAAUCUUCAAGAAUUUUAGGUCAACCCCAAACCUGUAAAGUAGGCAGCUUACUUCACUUUGUUGCAAUGGAAAUGUUCCUUUGUUGAGCUAUUGAGAAGGUCCCCUUGGAAUAUAUGGGGUGGUUGGACUUACUCUUGAGUUUGAAGACUUAUU
This is a messenger RNA of Theobroma umbraticum, 2773 nucleotides long. RefSeq lists its product as uncharacterized. NCBI's taxonomy places the organism in Eukaryota, Viridiplantae, Streptophyta, Magnoliopsida, Malvales, Malvaceae. The record is from RefSeq and is a predicted model, not a curated record.